UUCACUGCUCUUUUCUUCUUCACACCCAUACAUUUGCAUGUUCUCUCCUUCUCUUCUACCAUCAACGACUCAUUCUCUCUCUAUCUAUAUCUGCAUUUAUUACACAAUCUCUCUUCCUUUAGCAUUUAUAACAAUCACGAUACCUUUAAACCGCCAUAUCUUUCUCUAUCUCUCUAUAUAUAUCUACAACCGUCUCGGUUAUAAUCUAAGUCAUCUCUUUGAUCGAUACUACUCGUAUGGAUAUGUUGAGGAGUGCUUGUUUCUACUUCCUAUUAAUAGUGUUUGUCAUCCUUUCUUGGUCUCUUUUAUGCGAUUCUCGCCAUCUUGGACACAUGGAGAAGAAGCUUAGUGUAAAUCUUGAUCUUUUAAAUAAGGACAAUGAAGAGAUUACAAAACUAGAAGCUCCAUCAACAAACAAGACGAACACCUUAUUGAGCCAAUCACAUGCGGUAGUUAAUCAUGGUGAUAAUGGUCAGAUCAACGGGAAGAAGACGAAGGAAAUUCACAGAGUAAAACGAGCUUCAGACAAAAAGGUGUCGUCUAAAAGAGUCUCAAGAACUUGGAAAAUCCCUAAGUAUCCAAAGAAGCAGCCUAAAUCAGAUCAAGAACAUCCGGGUUUCAAUCUUGAUUAUAUGCAGCCCACUACACACCCGCCUCAUCAUAAUUGAACUCUUAAUGAUCAUGUAAUAACUCCAUGCAUAAACAAAUUUCAUAUCGUGGUUUAUCAAAUAUCAUAACUCAAGUCACGAAGAAUUUCCACUUUUUACUCGUUUGAUAUAUCAUGAUGUAUGGUCAGAAACGACCUAGUUAUAAUAAGCUUUUAUAUUUAAAAUUAAUACAUAUACGAAUUAGAUUAUAGUGAAACUGUUAUCGGUAUUAAUUGUUCAAUACUACUCCGUUGGGUUUCUUGA
Arabidopsis thaliana (thale cress) is the source of this 911-nucleotide messenger RNA. RefSeq lists its product as uncharacterized. The record is from RefSeq and is marked reviewed. NCBI's taxonomy places the organism in Eukaryota, Viridiplantae, Streptophyta, Magnoliopsida, Brassicales, Brassicaceae. The coding region runs from base 237 to 668 and encodes 143 amino acids. The transcript is spliced from 2 exons. Gene Ontology annotation, cellular component: nucleus; extracellular region.